AGAGGGAGAUCAGCAGAGGAAGAAGCAGGGGAGAAGAGGAGAAUGCGAUUGAAGAUGCACAGUCGAUUUCGCUCCUCCUUUCUCUCGCGAAUAAUGGCGGCGGCGACCCUGUGGAUGUGGAUCUUGCUCUCGCUUGCGUGUCGCAACGGUUUCGCCGGCGCUUCUUCGUCUUCGUCUUUGUCUUCCUCCUCCUCAUCAUCCGCCGAGACUUCCAUGCACACCAACAACUGGGCGGUCCUGGUCUGCACCUCCCGCUUCUGGUUCAAUUAUCGGCACAUGGCCAAUACUUUAUCCUUGUACAGGACAGUGAAGCGGCUUGGUAUACCUGAUGAGAGGAUAAUACUGAUGCUUGCUGAUGAUAUGGCCUGUAAUUCCCGAAAUAAAUAUCCUGCACAAGUCUUCAACAAUGAAAAUCACAGGCUUAAUCUGUAUGGAGAUAAUGUAGAGGUCGAUUAUCGUGGUUAUGAAGUUACUGCUGAGAACUUUUUGCGGGUGUUGACUGGGCGUCAUGAAACAUCUGUUCCAAGAUCCAAGCGUCUUUUAAGUGACGAAGGAAGCCACAUUCUUCUUUACAUGACAGGGCAUGGUGGAGAUGAAUUUUUAAAGUUUCAAGACUCUGAAGAGCUACAAAGUCAUGAUUUAGCUGAUGCAGUGAAACAAAUGAAAGAAAAGCGCAGGUUUAAGGAGCUACUUAUAAUGGUGGAUACUUGCCAAGCUGCCACUCUCUUCAACCAGCUUCAUUCCCCAGGAGCUUUGGCUAUUGGAAGUAGCAAGAAAGGAGAAAACUCCUACUCACAUCACUUGGACUCUGAUGUUGGUGUUUCAGUCGUGGAUCGUUUUACCUUUUACACCCUUGCUUACUUUGAGAGGCUGAAUAUGUACGACAAUGCUUCACUAAGCAGCCUUUUCAGUUCGUACAACCCUAGUUUGUUGAUGUCCAAUGCAUAUUACAGAACAGAUUUGUAUCAACGACGUCUAGAGGAGGUGCCUGUGACGAACUUCUUUGGUUCAGUGAUGGAAACAAUCUACACUGAUUCACCUUACCAAUCUCCCCGAAGAAAAGACUCCCGUAAAGGUGAUAUUACAAUGUCUCCAGACCAGUCCAUUGAGGAUGGGAAGGGAAAAAUGCUGCAGGAAACAGAUCUGGUUGACAAUGGUGACCUAGAGACGAUUCAACAGGGUCUUCUUGGAUAUAUUUGGAGUGAUCUCCAUAUUAAGUUGGAAAGCUUUGGUGAUGGUGAUACCUUAGUGUACUAUGGCAUGCUAAUGUUGGUUCCAUUUUUGGCAGUUUCAACAUGGAUAUCCUUGUGAAGGUUUCGCCAUUCGUAAUGCAUUCAGCGGGAAGAAUCUGGCAUGCGUGUGGAAGGCCAAUGCUAGUGAGGAUGAUGCAAUUACAGAUGUUCACAUAGCUAGUAGAGCGGAGAAAAAGAAAUCCUGCAGCAUCUGUCAGGCAUGAAGUUCCACGAGAGAGUCGCUGACCACCAAGCUGGCACUUUGAUUUGUGCUUUCAUGCAAGCCCAGCUAUGUCAUGAUCGUUUAUGCAACGGGAACCUUUUUCUCCGAGUUGCGUGACGCAUAAUGUUACCCCAGCGCCGAUCUGGUGAUUGUGACGAUGUAAUAACAUUUUGGUUUUGCCGUGAAGGGACAUAAAUCUAUGCGGGCACCAAAUUUGCACGGCAGUGCCCUCUUAUUGCUUCUCCUUCUGUGUGACAUCUCCUGCCAGAACCUUGUAAUUCUACCAAUUAGACUGGAUCGAAGCUUUUCUAGUUUGGCUCAGUCCUCUUAAGGAAA
Messenger RNA from Eucalyptus grandis, 1791 nucleotides. Its product is annotated as putative GPI-anchor transamidase. NCBI's taxonomy places the organism in Eukaryota, Viridiplantae, Streptophyta, Magnoliopsida, Myrtales, Myrtaceae. Gene Ontology annotation, molecular function: GPI-anchor transamidase activity. Gene Ontology annotation, cellular component: GPI-anchor transamidase complex. The transcript has 11 exons. Gene Ontology annotation, biological process: protein localization to cell surface; proteolysis; attachment of GPI anchor to protein. Bases 43 to 1311 code for a protein of 422 amino acids. The record is from RefSeq and is a predicted model, not a curated record.